Messenger RNA from Adineta ricciae, 906 nucleotides. NCBI's taxonomy places the organism in Eukaryota, Metazoa, Rotifera, Eurotatoria, Adinetida, Adinetidae. The record is from the annotation of a GenBank genome assembly.
AUGCUUUCUGCGCCUAAUGUCGACCUGAGUGAUGAACAAACAGCGGAAAUUACAUAUUCAGCUCAAAUGAAUUGUCUAGGAGAUUAUCCAUACAAACGACGUCGUUAUGCUUUGAUAAUAUUUCCGAAUUCGGUGUUUAUUAUUGGAGGCUACGAUUUCGAUGCCAAAAAUAAAACACGUUCUCGACCAUUGCAUGAUUUCAUAUAUGAUAUUGACAAAAAAGAAUGUCAGCCUAUUGUAUCGUUUCCACCACCUGGUCGCGUAGCCUUCGGUGUGGCACCAUCGGAACGAUAUAUUAUAGUUAUUGGAGGACAAACAUUUGAUAAUAUAAAGGUUGGAUUUGAAGUGACAAUUCUAUGCUGGAUAUCUGUGAAUUUUUAUGUCGGUUGGGAAAAAUUUCCAUCGUACCCACAUCCUGUAUUGGCGCCUGGAGUUACUUUUACCGAAAAUCAAGUGAUUGUGAUCGGUGGAUUUGAUAUUGUUGUGGGAGAAACCGAUAUGCUAUCGAGUCAUUAUCAAUUGAAUUUCCAAGAAAAAGUUUGGCAUCGACGUGCAGAUUUAAAUCCAGCACGAGCACGUACGUUAGUCAUUUGUAUUUAUAAUGGAGAUGAUUUGGAAAUAUACACGGCAGGUGGUUAUAUGUUAAUGAAUGGCAAAGCUCAGGCUAUUGAUAAAAUACAUGCCUAUGAUGCUAAAAAGGAUCAAUGGAAUAAACUAACUGAUAUUCCUGAUCUCCGCAUGGAUCAUGCUAUUACUGUGGCGCAAACAAAGUUGAUUAUUAGUGAAGAGAUGCCAAAUCUAGACGAGCCAGUUCAUCCCAUUAUGAAUCCAAUUCGGAUGUAUGAUUUUGAAAGUGGAGCAUGGAAGAAAAUUGAAAACGAGGACAAUCAGAAUGUUCAAAAUUAA